CGAGCCGGCAUUUCGGUCUCGGGAUUCGGGAAUGUCUGGGCCGAGCUUUGAUAAGAUAACGAUCCCGAUGCGGGGAAUUGGAAAGCAAGCAAACAUUCUUGCCUCCAGCGAAGUAGAAUAAUAUAUUUCACGAACGAUGCUCUGGCACAAGCAUUUGAUAUAUGUAUUGUGGAUUUUGUUGUUCGCCAGAUUUCAACUCCCAAUUCAAGUGGUGAUAAAGUUAUAUUUCUAGGCUAAAAUUUAACUAAACGCCACCAGAUCUAUAAUAUAAAUCCAUCAUCUGUAACAACCUUAAAGAAGCAAAACAAGAUAAGGCCGUCGAAUCCACUGGAUCUAUCGCAACCAUGCUUUCUAUAUCCUGCGAAGGGAACUCUUAUGAGAUAGGGCUACAACAUGGCGAGCACGCACGAGAACAGGUAGCUGGAAGCCUUGAAUUCUAUGAAGGGCUAUUCAAACGGCGAUGUUUGAUGGAUUGGCAGCAAGUAUGCGAUGCCGCGGUCAAGUUCGUGCCGUUUUUGGAGACGUCGUUUCCGGGAUAUAUACAGGAGAUGCGAGGCAUUGCCCAAGGAGCUGGUGUCCCUGUGGAAUCCAUCCUGGCACUGAACGUGCGCACGGAGAUCGCAUAUGGCAUGUUCAACGACGGCUGCACGGCUCUCUCCUGGAAAUCAAAGGAUGAUAGCUUCCUUGCUCAGAAUUGGGAUUGGGAGCGCGAACAAUCCCCCAACCUACUCACCCUCCACAUCCGCCAAACAGGAACAACUACUCCCGCCCCGACAAUUCACAUGAUAACCGAAGCCGGCAUAAUCGGCAAAAUCGGCCUCAACAGCCACGGCGUCGGUGUCACCCUCAACGCCAUAAAAGCCGCCGGCGUGGACUUUGGCAAACUGCCCACCCACCUCGCGCUGCGCGCGGUUCUCGACAGUGUCUCCCGCGCCGAUGCCGUGGAGAAAUUGGAGCGAUAUGGCGUUGCGGCUGCGUGUAAUAUCAUCGUUGCGGAUCGGACGGGUGGGGUUGGGUUGGAGUGUUCGGCGAGGGAUGUCGUGCGGCUGGAGAUGGGAGAGAGGGAGGAGGAUGGAGGAGGGGAUGUAGCGGGUGUCGUCACGCAUAGCAACCAUUUCAUCCGCCCGCAUUUGGACACGGAGGGGAAAGUGCAUUUGGUUGAUACCCUUGACAGGUUGAAGAGGGUGAGGGAGUUGGUAAAGGAAAAAUCAGCAGCGGGCCCGCCUAGUGUUGCCGUGAUUGAGGAGAUUUUGAAGGAUGAACAGAGCUACCCGACUGGUAUUUGUCGGGAGGUCACGGAGGAUAGCUCCAUCGCGACGUUGUUUUGUAUUGUGAUGGAUCUGGGGAAAAGGACGGGUUUGAUUAAAAUGGGCAGGCCGGUUAAGCCUGAGGGGGAGGUGGAGUUACGGCCGUGAUUUAGAUGGCUUCGUUUUCUUUCUACCUUUUCCGUAUCACUGUUUAUUUUUUUUUAUGAAUGAUGAACUGGGGUACAGUAGUUGCUUGGGAUUGCGCAUCAAUACAAUUCGAGCGUUGCAGAUAAUAUAUGUAAAUGAACAAUUGCACUAACUAUAAUGAAGAAAAGAUAAAAAAUUUCGGCGAUAGAUCAACG
This is a messenger RNA of Blastomyces gilchristii SLH14081, 1609 nucleotides long. RefSeq names its product acyl-CoA:6-aminopenicillanic-acid-acyltransferase. The coding region runs from base 345 to 1415 and encodes 356 amino acids. NCBI's taxonomy places the organism in Eukaryota, Fungi, Ascomycota, Eurotiomycetes, Onygenales, Ajellomycetaceae. The record is from RefSeq and is a predicted model, not a curated record. The transcript has 4 exons.